Durusdinium trenchii is the source of this 1245-nucleotide messenger RNA. NCBI's taxonomy places the organism in Eukaryota, Dinophyceae, Suessiales, Symbiodiniaceae. The record is from the annotation of a GenBank genome assembly.
AUGAUGGUCUACGACCAGCUCAAUUUGCCAGGGCUUGCGCCCGCCGAGGCGCUGAACCGCAGGCGUGCCCUCAUCGAGCACGCUCACUCCGGAAGACCGGACACCCCCAGUUAUGAGGGAGCAGAGGACUUCAUGGGCAUCAAAGACACUGCAGAUGGAUCGUUGGUAGACCCGGCCCUGCUGCAAUUUACAGCAAAGCGGCAGGCGGCCAAAGCAGAGAUCAUGAAGCAGAGUCGACUUGCUGCCGAAGAAAGGAAGGCCGCCCACAAGAAGGGCGAUGGCAAGGGUGACAAAGACAAGGAGUCAAGAGGGGCCCUGGAAACCCCUACGUACAGUCGGGCCCGUGCCCAUGGGCCGGGGCAAGGGCCUGAGACUUUUUUGGGCGCCAAGCAAUUUUCCAAAGAGCCUCUCGGGCAUCACGGUGACAUUUUUCCCAUGCCGUUGCCCAUGGACCGGGGCUUCCCGGGAAGUUCUGCGGUGCUGGAGACUCAGCUGUCUUCUAUGGAAGCCUCCUCCAUCGGGCGCUGGGAUGAGCGCUGGCGCUUCAGACGUGAGGACGGAGCGCAGGUAGAAGUUUUCAGCCGUGCCGAAGUGAAGAAGGCCAACGACAGGUUGACGAGCCCGGCGCGGGCGGACAAGGCCUGGAGGGAGCGCAGCCGGUCGAGGCCAAGCUUUGAGGCUCUGGAGUUCUUCAGACCCGAGGCAGCAAGGGCGGGGGAACUAAGGCUUCCGCACUUCAAGAAGGCAAUGAAGGGAUGGAGGCGGCUGGCUCCGACGCAGACGCGAAUGCCGAUGGUGGAGUUUGCAAAAACCUGCAUCAGCGGAUUGAUGAUGAGUCAAGGCUGGCACGAGAUGGCUCUUUACAACGAGGUCACCUACUCAACCUACGCCCGCCCGGGCGAGAUGCUCAGGGUGAUGGCAGUGGAUGUGGCGCCCAAGAACAGCCAGUUCAACCACCAUGUCAUCGUCCUCAGCCCCUUCGAGCGAGGAGUCAGCAGCAAGACAGGCAUCUUCGACGAAGUGUUGGUAAUGGACGAUGUGAGGAUGCCGCAGCUAGGAGACCUGCUCGUGGAAUGGGCAAGAAGGAGGAUGAACAAAGAAGGAGAGGAGGCCAAGCGCUGGAGUUUCAAUCUGCAGCCCUUUGGAGAGAUGAUUCGGAGAGACUUUCCAAAAUGGUUCCGAGGUGGCUCCUUCCCAGUGCCAGCUCAGCUUCAACGGAGGCUGGGCGACCAUUUCAAGAUUUAG